Oncorhynchus tshawytscha (Chinook salmon) is the source of this 3772-nucleotide messenger RNA. Its product is annotated as PDZ domain-containing protein 4-like. NCBI's taxonomy places the organism in Eukaryota, Metazoa, Chordata, Actinopteri, Salmoniformes, Salmonidae. Bases 660 to 3668 code for a protein of 1002 amino acids. Gene Ontology annotation, molecular function: protein binding. The transcript has 11 exons. The record is from RefSeq and is a predicted model, not a curated record.
GAAAAGCUCAGAGGCUGAACGAAAAGCUCAGAAGCUGAACUAAAAUCUCAGAGGCUGAAUGAAAAGCUCAGAAGCUGAACUAAAAUCUCAGAGGUUGAAUGAAAAGCUCAGAAGCUGAAUUAAAAUCUCAGAGGCUGAAUGAAAAGCUCAGAAGCUGAACUAAAAUCUCAGAGGUUGAAUGAAAAGCUGUGAGAAAAAGAAACACAUAUAGUUAGCUUUAUUGGUACUUCGCUAAACAUGUCUUUCUUCGAGGAGGGAUUCUUUUGAAAUAUCCACUAAUGAAUGGGUGAUGGACAUGAUUGUCUCACCAUUUCCCAUCUCUGAGAGAGAUCCUCAUCACUGAAGCGUCAUUGAACUAAAGAGGACACAGUGUCUGAGGCUCGAGGACAGUCGAGUCAGCUCUGUGCUGGCCACACGACUUUACCACAGAGGAUCCAAGAUAUCCUCAUCAUUGGCACAUUAAAAAAACUAACCUACGGAGUCUGUGCAGAGGUCACACAACACGGUGAUUGAGACCCAAAAACAUCAGAGCUAGGAGGACAAGAUUCAGGACCGGAGUCGGGACCACAUCCAGGACCAGAGUCAGAACCAGAACCGGAGUCAGGACCAGAUCCAGAUCCAGGACCAGAGUCAGGACCACAUCCAGGACCAGAGUCAGGAUGGGGUGUAACAUGUGUGUGGUGAAUCGGCCGGAGCAACAGUACAAAGUUAUGUUCCAGAAGGGCUACGUAAACGGGACACUGAGACCUCUUGAUGGACAUUGCAACAAGGUCAAAGGAAGGAGACCAUCUCAGCUGCCCCAGGAGAGAAAUACUCCAAACUCCAACUCCCAGGGUCCUUUGCUGCUGCAGGUGGUAGGAUGUAGAGGCUACCGGAGUAAUGGUGGCACCUUGGGGCCAGGGGGUACCCUGGGUAAUGUAGGCACAAUGGGGCUGGUGUCCAUCCCAGACUGUGUGGAUAACUGCACUCAGACUGACAUUAGCUUCCAGAAUAUUCUGACCGUGGGGAGGUCAACCCACCACCAACCCCAUGGCGGCUCCACACCCACGCAACCACCACCCUCUCCUCCACUGCCUCACCUCAUGGACCCUUAUCUACUGAAUGAGUUCUGUACCUACGAUCACGAGUACAACGAUCCCAACGACUACUUUGACAUAGCUCACCACGAAGUGGACAGACAAGAGGAACUGGAGUACGAGGAGGUGGAGCUGUAUAAGUCCAGUCAACAGGACAAGCUGGGGUUGACAGUGUGUUACUGUACAGAUGAUGAGGAGGACCUGGGAAUAUAUGUAGGAGAGGUCAAUCCCAACAGUAUAGCAGCAAAGAACGGACGUAUCCGUGAGGGAGACAGAAUUCUGCAGAUAAAUGGUAUUGAUAUCCAGAACAGAGAAGAGGCGGUGGCCAUUUUGACCAGAGAGGACAGCAUCAACUUCUCACUGCUGCUGGCCAGACCCGACAUAGAGAACGAGCCCCAGGGAAACCCAGAGGAGGUGGUUAUGGAGAUACCUCUCAGCAUGAAUGUUGAGGCCCUCCACACCUACCACCUGCCCAGCCUCUACAGAGAGGGGCCACACACCCCCACCCACAUCCUUAGUCUGACUACUCUCAGUAACAGUCAGGAGCUGGACAGUGGCGUGGGCCGUACAGACGAAAGCACCCACAACGCUGAGUCCUCUGAACAUGACCUGCUGGGAGAGGACCAGGACCAGACCAGCGCCCCAAACACCAACACAACCAACACCCCAGGCAGCAUGAGGAAGUUCAGGCCUGGGAAUACACCCUCGUCCCCCUCGCCCCACCUCCAAGAGAUCCACCUCAGUAAUGACUCCCAGCCAAGGGUGGUGCUGUAUGGAGGAAAGGGACUGGGAGGGGGUUUGGGGACAGGGUUGGGAUUGGGGUUGGGGUUGGGGGGGUAUGUACCCGACCCACUGAUGAUGAUGAUGAUGAUGCCGGGUCUGACUGAGGAAGAGUGCGAGAGGUACAGGGAGCUACUAGAGAUCCGGUGUCAGUUUGAAAGGAACAGGAAGCUUGCUGAGAGAAGCCAGGGAGGAAGAUCAGGGACUGAGGAGGAGGAGGAGGAGGAGGAGUGUGAGAUGUGUGAGGGUGAAGGGGGGAGUGACCCAAAAGUCGAUGUAAACUGCAACGAGAGCAUGACGCAACACAAGAUGGCGUUGUUAGAGGAGGAACUACGUCAUCUAGAGUUUAAGUGCCGCAACAUCCUGAGAGUGCAGAAGAUGCAGCAGCUGAGAGAACGACGCAUGAAGGCGUGGCUUCUGGAGGAGGACGUUGUUGGCCGUGGAGCCCUACCCACUGGUUCUGAACCCGCACCCGACCACGACACAGACCCAGAGCCCGCCAACGAGCUCCACCGCAAGCUAUCGGACAUCAAUGAGCUCCCUGAGCGGGAGAGAUCUGACCCAGACCCAGACCAGGACAAAGACAGCACCAGCGCCUACAACACAGGGGGAGAGAGCUGCAGGACCACCCCUCUGGUCAGCACCGAGUUACUCCCUCUGUCUUUGUCCAUCCAGGAAGAGGGUAGAGGUGGGGACACCCCCAACAGACACAGCCGAGACGGGGCCGACAAGGUCGGGUCUCGGCGGGGAUGGGAGAAAGGAGGACAUGGGAGUCUGAAUGGUUCCUUCUCUCCCAACAGCUACAGGAAGUACCAGAUCCAAAUGACCAACGCCAGCACAAGCCCCAUCCAUCCAAAAUUCUGGUCUCUGACCCGGGGGGAUAACGUUGUCGGGGUGGGGUCAUCAUCGCAGAGGGGGAUAGCUGAUGGCGGAACAACCACAACACCCCCACGGAAGUCCCCCAGAGCUAACCCCACACACCACGACAGGUCAGGGGGUCGAACCGCAGAGUCCAGCCCAUACUUCACCCGGCGUCGCCAAGGCAACAAGCCUCCGGCACCGAAACCCUACCAGAGCUGCAUGCAGCUGCCGUCGAGCGACCCGGAGGUCCGGAUCGACUCCCUGGACUCUGUAGACCGAGCCGUGGUCCCGGGGAUGGGUCUAGGCGAGAGAGGGGCUGCAGCGGGCAGCAGUGGUCAGGCCAGUCCCAGGAGUGUUAGUGGUGCCCCAGCAGACAGCACCGAGGCCCAGGACAGCCACACCGGCCUCCCCCUACACCUCCCUCUGCAGCCGGGGCCGGCUUCACCUCGCAUGGAGUGGAAGGUGAAGAUCCGUAGCGACGGGACGCGCUACGUUGCCAAGCGACCAGUGAGGGACCGCCUCCUUAAAGCCCGGGCAAUUAAGAUCAGAGAAGAGCGCAGCGGCAUGACGACGGACGACGACGCGGUCAGCGAGAUGAAGCAGGGACGAUAUUGGUCGAAGGAGGAGCGUAAACAACAGCUGCUGAGGGCCAGGGAGCACCGGCAGCGCCGUGAGUUCAUGAUGCAGAGCCGGCUGGACUACCUGAAGGGAGACAGAGACCUACAGGAGGGAACUGUGGAUGGGAAGGCUACAGGAGGACCUCCAGGCCUGCAGGGGGAGACAGGUGGUAGUCCCAGUAUCCUGGCCCUCAGCCAGAAGAAGUUCAUGAAGAAGAGGAACAAGAGGAUCCUGGAUAACUGGGUCACCAUCCAGGAACUACUCGCUCAUGGAUCCAGGUCACCGGAUGGAAAGAAGGUGUAUAAUUCUCUUCUCUCUGUUACUACGGUGUGAUGGAGGGAUGGGAGGAGGAGAGGAGAGGAGAUGAGGAGAGGAGAGGAGAGGGUCUACAACCCCCAGCUCUGUUACUACGGUGUGAUGGAGGGAUAGGAGGAGGA